CCUUGUAAAACAAAGCCGGGGAAAAUGCCUGCCCGUGCACUUCGGAGCGCGCAGCCCGUCUCGGAAUAAGAAGUGAGUACAAUGGCGUGUCUGUAAAAAGAGCUUCAAGUCCGUCUUUUUCAGAAACAUUGUGAACGCUGCAUGCCUCAUGCUUCCCAGCGCCUCGCAGGAGAGAGCCGGCUAUAGAGCAGGAGUGGCGGCACCCGACUUGCUGGAUCCUAAAUCUGCCGCUCAGAACUCCAAACCAAGGCUCUCAUUUUCCACGAAACCCACAGUGCUUGCUUCCCGGGUGGAGAGUGACGCGACCAUUAAUGUUAUGAAAUGGAAGACGGUCUCCACGAUCUUCCUGGUGGUGGUUCUCUAUCUGAUCGUUGGAGCCACCGUGUUCAAAGCAUUGGAGCAGCCUCAUGAGAUUUCACAGAGAACCACCAUCGUGAGCCAGAAACAAACGUUCAUAUCCGAACACGCCUGUGUCAACUCAACUGAGCUGGACGCGCUCAUCCAGCAAAUAGUGGCAGCAAUAAAUGCAGGGAUUGUCCCUUUAGGAAACGCCUCCAAUCAAAUCAGUCACUGGGAUUUGGGGAGUUCCUUCUUCUUUGCUGGCACUGUUAUUACAACCAUCGGAUUUGGAAACAUCUCACCACGCACAGAGGGGGGGAAAAUAUUCUGCAUCAUCUACGCCUUACUGGGAAUACCCCUCUUUGGUUUUUUGUUGGCCGGAGUUGGAGAUCAACUAGGGACCAUAUUUGGAAAAGGAAUUGCAAAAGUAGAAGAUACGUUUAUUAAGUGGAAUGUGAGUCAGACCAAGAUCCGCAUCAUCUCAACCAUCAUAUUUAUACUGUUCGGCUGCGUGCUCUUUGUCGCUCUGCCCGCGAUCAUAUUCAGGCAUAUAGAAGGCUGGAGCGCCCUGGACGCCAUUUACUUUGUGGUCAUCACUUUGACAACCAUUGGGUUUGGCGACUACGUCGCAGGUGGAUCAGAUAUCGAAUAUCUGGACUUCUAUAAGCCUGUGGUGUGGUUUUGGAUCCUUGUCGGGCUUGCCUACUUUGCUGCUGUUCUGAGCAUGAUUGGCGACUGGCUUCGAGUGAUAUCAAAAAAGACAAAGGAAGAGGUGGGAGAGUUCAGGGCUCAUGCCGCUGAGUGGACAGCCAAUGUCACAGCCGAAUUCAAAGAAACCAGGAGGCGGCUGAGUGUGGAGAUUUAUGACAAAUUCCAGCGUGCCGCGUCCAUUAAACGGAAACUCUCGGCAGAACUAGCUGGAAACAACAAUCAGGAGCUGACCCCUUGUAGGAGGACCCUGUCGGUGAACCACCUGACCAGCGAGAGGGAGGUCUUGCCUCCCUUACUGAAGACUGAAAGUAUUUAUCUGAACGGUUUGACGCCACACAGUGCUGGCGAAGAGAUUGCUGUAAUUGAGAACAUUAAAUAGCUCUGUCUUCGAAGAGCCUUAGGCAUAGCUGUAGGUGAGGACUUCCACAUGCUCUUUACGACUGAUGCUGGUAGCAUUUCUUAAAUCGUGCAUGAGCUCAAAGGGGGGAAUACAAAUAGAUGCACCCAUCGUGUCCAUCUGCCAUCAAGAGAAUUGGGAAUUCUGAGGCAGCACUCUUUUCUGCGAUGCUUGUUGAGUGGCCCACUGUGUUGGACGUGGAAAACGAGCAGAUGUCUGACACCUCUUCACGCCCAGACCGUUUCCCUCCCUAUUUUCCUAAUGUGCCAUGAGGCCUCAGAAUGAGUUGGGAUUGUUUUUGGUAAUGAUGUAGCUUUGAGGGAUCAGCCCUUCACUUUUCAGGGUCUACCUAACUGAGCCUAGAUGUGGGGACCGUUUAUGGAUGACAACAUUUCUUUUUGUGAAUGGCAAGAAAUUCUUCCGCAUCCUUUUACCUAAGAAAUUUCUGUCAGUGCCUUAUCUUAUGAAGAAACAACCUCCCUAGCUAAUGUGUGGUUCCUCCUUCCCCGCCCCACCCCUAGGCUCACCUCUGCAGUCCUAGACCCUGUCCUCCCAUUUCAAUCCCGUACUCUGUUGGAAAGAGUGUGUAAUAUGACUGAAGUGAGGACACCUGAAGAACGAGCAGAUGCCAAGUUAGAUGGACAUUGA
This is a messenger RNA of Trichechus manatus latirostris (Florida manatee), 2095 nucleotides long. RefSeq names its product potassium two pore domain channel subfamily K member 2 (gene KCNK2). The record is from RefSeq and is a predicted model, not a curated record. Gene Ontology annotation, cellular component: plasma membrane. Gene Ontology annotation, molecular function: potassium ion leak channel activity; outward rectifier potassium channel activity. Gene Ontology annotation, biological process: stabilization of membrane potential; potassium ion transmembrane transport. NCBI's taxonomy places the organism in Eukaryota, Metazoa, Chordata, Mammalia, Sirenia, Trichechidae. The transcript has 7 exons. The coding region runs from base 149 to 1429 and encodes 426 amino acids.